AUGUCGCAACCAGGCUCACCCUCGUCGCCCGGCCCGUCCACGGUCUCGCCCUCCAAAGCAACCAAGCAGAGCGGCACGUCGAUCUUCCCCACGGCCCGCGUCGCGCGCAUCAUCAAAGCGGACCGCGACGUCGACAUCUGCUCCAAGGAAGCCACAUUCCUCAUCAGCCUCGCCACCGAGAUCUUUGUGCGCAAGCUCACCGACGAGGCGUACACCAACGCCAAGCUCGACAAGCGCAAAAACAUUUUCUACAAGGACCUCUCGAGGGCGGUGCAGCAGACCGAGUAUUUGGAGUUCUUGAAGGAUGCCAUCCCAACGCCGAUGGCACUGACAAGCGCGCUCGGGGCGAGACAGGAGAAGUUGCAGCAGAAGCAGGUCGAGGAGAACAUGAUCCUAGAGGGCACGUUGCAGGAUGACGAUGAGGAAGAGGACGAGGAGGAGGACGCAGAGGAAGAAGAGGGCGAAGAGGCGGAGAAGGACGAGGAUGCUGAUGAGCAGAACGGGACCGAUGGGCACGACGAGCCAGAAGGAGACGCAGCAGUAACAGAGGACAGCAGCAGCACAAAGAAGAAGCUUUCACCGAAGAAGAACACCAGCAAGUCGAAAGCACCCCCGGCCGCUGAACACAAAGAGGUCAACGGUAUGGACCAGGAUGACGACUAA
Molecule: messenger RNA, 663 nt
Organism: Kalmanozyma brasiliensis GHG001
Lineage: Eukaryota; Fungi; Basidiomycota; Ustilaginomycetes; Ustilaginales
Product: Transcription factor CBF/NF-Y/archaeal histone
Exons: 1
Coding region: 1-663 (220 amino acids)
Cellular component (GO): CHRAC; nucleus
Molecular function (GO): protein heterodimerization activity
Source: RefSeq, a predicted model, not a curated record